Molecule: messenger RNA, 1931 nt
Organism: Panicum virgatum (switchgrass)
Lineage: Eukaryota; Viridiplantae; Streptophyta; Magnoliopsida; Poales; Poaceae
Exons: 1
Coding region: 592-1707 (371 amino acids)
Molecular function (GO): protein binding
Source: RefSeq, a predicted model, not a curated record
CCAUGGGUGUUGAGGGCUACAUCCUCCUAUUUGCUAUAGUCUCCAUUGGAACAAGGGGAAGCCAGAGGGAGAAGAAGAAGAACAGAUAAAGAGGUUGGUGAUGCUUGGUGGGACCUGUAUGUAAGUGAGAGAGAGAAAAGGUCAAGAUGCUAUCGGGUGGAUCUCAGAUACCGCGAUAGUAAAAAUCAGCUCAUAGACCACUUCGAAUUGGUCUAGAAGGGUAAAAAUCAGUUGAGGGAUUUUUUUUUCAAACCCGAUCAUAGGGACGGAAGUAAAACGGACUUCAUUAUUAGAUUAGAUUAAUACGAUACGAUGCUGCCUUUUUAGUAGAGGGGAAAAAAAUCCAUCGCCAUCCAUCCCCUAGAUACUACGAAGACCUCUUGAUACUAGGAAGAAGAGGAGAGAAGCAGCAGGAACAGAAACCAUAGAUCCAGGCAAAGACACAUUGGCCGAGGGAGCAAGCGCCGCCGCGGGCUGUUGGGCGUAGAUCGGAGAGGCGAAUUUCAGAGGGGAGAGAUGGUCGUCAACAAGCGUGGCCGCCGCCGUUGAGCAGAGCAGCAGGGGGGAUCUGGCCGGCUGCUGUAUCCAUCGAUGGCCUCCCCCUCCCAGCGCCGCCGCCCCUGUGUCCAGCACCAAUCCGCAUGGCCAGAUCUCCCACCGGAGCUGUUGGAGCGCAUCGUCGCCGUCCUCGUUCCGCUCGACCGCGUCGCCGUCCGCCUCGUCUGCGCCUCGUGGCGCGCGUGCGUGCGGGCGGCGUCCCCCCCCGACCUCCCGUUCGAGGCCCCGCGCCUCCUCCUCCGUCGCCCGGGUGCCGCCGGCGGGCUGGCCUUGUUCAGCCUCCACCACCGCAAGGUCCUACCGUUCGCGCUUCCCGCGAGCGUCAGCACCCGACGCUGCUGCGGCCACACCGGCGGCUGGCUCGCCAUGGCUCUGGACGCCGACCGUUCGCUCGUCCUCUGCAACCUCGUCUCGGGCCGAUCCGUCGCCGUGCCCCCGCCUCCGGUGUUCCCGGUGUCCAAGGUGAUCCUCUCCGGGCCGCCCACCUCCCCGGGCUGGGUCGCGGCCGCGCUAGGCCGGGCGGGCACGAUCGCGCUGCUCCAGCCGGCCGUGUCCGGCGCCUGGACGACCGUCGGCGUGGAGGAGGGAGCCCAGCACGGGGGCUUCAGGGACAUGGCCUUCUGGAGGGGGCGGCUGUGCGCGCUGGGCUACGACGGCGCGGUGCUGGCGUUCCGUGGCGACCUGCGCGCGCGCGCGGCGGCGGUGUCGGUGCUGCGGGAAGCGGAGGAGCAGCCGGUGGGGGGCGCGUGGCUGGGCGGGUGCUGGCGGGUGUACCUGGUGGAGAGCGGCGGGGAGCUCCUGCUGGUGCGGAAGCUGUACAUGGUGUGGGUGAACAGCGGCGCGGUGGAUGCGCAGGUGGAGGUGCUGGCGCUGCUGUCGGCGGGGGAGCGCCGGUGGGGGGCGAUGGAGGAGACGCCGGGGCGGGCGGUGUUCGUGGGGUCGGUGGCGUCGGCGGUGGUGGGCGUGGGGCUGGACCCGCCGGCUGGGCUGCGCGAGAGCUGCGUCUACCUGGCGCGGCGGGAGGUGGAGAUGCUGGCGCCGCACGCCAUCUGCGAGUACUCGCUGCCGGACCAGGAGAUGAGGGGCGUGCCCAUCGCCGGCGGCCACUGCGCCGACGUCGAGCCCGUCUGGAUAACCCCUGUCGUCUGACACGAGAUCCCAUGAAUUUCGCGUGUGUGUGAUUUGCCAUGAAUUCGCGUUCAACUCUUGCUAUCCAUCCGAUUGGGUCGCUUGUGUGGCUGUGAUUUGGCAUGGAUGAUGGAGCGGUGUUAAAUUUGCACGCAGGUGUGCAGCUGCUUGUGGAGCCGAAAAGAGGAGAUUGGAACGUUUUGUUGUGCACGGUUCGAGAAACGCCCUUGUUGUGGUUUGCACUA